Coffea eugenioides is the source of this 1689-nucleotide messenger RNA. Its product is annotated as TBC1 domain family member 13-like. The coding region runs from base 123 to 1529 and encodes 468 amino acids. Gene Ontology annotation, molecular function: GTPase activator activity. The record is from RefSeq and is a predicted model, not a curated record. Gene Ontology annotation, biological process: activation of GTPase activity; intracellular protein transport. NCBI's taxonomy places the organism in Eukaryota, Viridiplantae, Streptophyta, Magnoliopsida, Gentianales, Rubiaceae. The transcript is spliced from 9 exons.
CUGAGAAGACAAAAGAAAAGUUGCAAAACCAUGGAGCCAAAUCCCAUCUUCCAAAUUGCAAAAUCAUCUCAGAAUAAGUUACUCGGUGGAACUCUGUUCGAAGGAGUCUUUAAGGACAAGCAAUGCUGAAGGGGAAAAAGCUGCUUAAGUUCCCACAGAAAUCCCACCAUUCAUUUCCUAAUGGGCUUGGCAGUUUAGUGGCUGGUUUUGAUGCCCAUGGUGAUGGGGGAGAAGACGAAAAUGGAGUCGUUUAUAGAGAGUUGGAAUCUGGUGAAGAACUAGAAACCUUUCAGCCAUUUGGGUUGGGUUCGCAUGGAGACGUUGAUGACCAUCAGAAUGAAGGUACAAGUUAUGUGAAGUCUGAUGCUGGCUUCUCGGAAAUCAGGGCUCCUCCCAAACACAAAGUAGAUGUGGAGGCCAUUGACGCUGAUGAUAAGCGAUCCGAUCUUGAUUAUGAGCUUUCACAGAAGGAAAUUAAUUUGGAGAAAUUGCAAAGAAUUGCUAGUUCAGGGAUUCCUGAUGGAGGAGGUUUGCGGGCAACAAUUUGGAAGCUCUUACUUGGGUAUUUACCUCCUUCUCGUGAUAUGUGGGAAAAGGAGUUGAGAGAGAACCGACUGAAAUAUGCUAGGCUAAAAGAGGAAUUUCUCGUAAGCCCGCUUCAUUGUAGACAGUCAGAAUUUUCAAGGAGGAAAGAUGAAGCAGCGGAAGGCAUUGACCAGCAGGCCAAUGCUCAUGCUGCAGAACCCCUUGAACGACAAGAGAUCUCAAAUGAAGAUCAUCCCCUGUCUUUAGGAAAAGCUAGUGUUUGGCAUAAAUACUUUGAGUUUGCAGAAAUUUCAGAGCAGAUAGACCGUGACCUGGAAAGAACACACCCAACCAUAAAAUUCUUCUCUGGGGACUCAGCUAUAAGUAGGAAAAGCAAGGAAUCUAUGAAAAAUAUACUUCUCCUGUUUGCAAAACUCAAUCCUGAAAUUCGAUAUGUGCAAGGCAUGAAUGAGGUCUUAGCUCCACUAUAUUAUGUAUUGAGCACCGACCAUGAAGAGAAAAACUCUGCAAAUGUAGAAGCAGACAGUUUUUCUUGUUUUGUUAGACUCAUAAGUGACUCUGUGGAUCACUUCUGUGAACAAAUGGAUAACAGUUCAGUGGGUAUCCGCUCUACCCUUUUGCGGCUAUCUGAAUUGUUAAAAGCCAGUGAUGAGGAAUUGUGGAGGCAUCUUGAGCUCACAAACAAGGUUAACCCACAAUUCUAUGCAUUCAGGUGGAUCACACUGCUACUUACUCAGGAGUUCAAUUUUCGAACCAUUUUGAGAAUCUGGGAUUCCCUCUUGAGCAAUCCUCAUGGCAUUCAGGACAUGCUUUUACGGGUCUGUUGUGCAAUGCUAUUGUGUGUGAAAACCAGAUUGCUGAGCGGUGAUUUUGUGGACAACUUGAAGCUUUUGCAACACUAUCCUGAAAUUAAUAUUGAUUGCAUUCUCCAGGUAGCACAGGAUAUCACUCCUGAUACAUCUUCCUUCCAUGUAUCCCUCUAAUGUUGUAACUUAAACAUGCACACUCAGCUUGUACCCAGAAACUCAAAAAACUGGCAAGGACGUGUUCUGACUUGUUGAAUUACAUGCAACUCUUAUUUGUGAAGUAUUUCUUUUUAUUUACGGGACAGAUGCUAAGACAUAGUUAGACUACAAUUGACAA